Molecule: messenger RNA, 1726 nt
Organism: Acanthopagrus latus (yellowfin seabream)
Lineage: Eukaryota; Metazoa; Chordata; Actinopteri; Spariformes; Sparidae
Gene: fgf2
Product: fibroblast growth factor 2
Exons: 3
Coding region: 501-968 (155 amino acids)
Biological process (GO): regulation of cell migration; fibroblast growth factor receptor signaling pathway; positive regulation of protein phosphorylation
Cellular component (GO): cytoplasm
Molecular function (GO): growth factor activity; fibroblast growth factor receptor binding
Source: RefSeq, a predicted model, not a curated record
GCGUGAGCAUGUGUGUGCUGGUGCUCCUAGGGCGCAUGCGAACUGAGGCCCAAAGGGGAAAGCCUUCCACACAGAUCUAAGCCAGCUGCCCUGAUUUAAACACUUCAUUCGAAGAAGAGUGGACGAGAGGGGGAACACAGUUGCAUCCCCCUUCACCAGUGUGCUCCAAGUACGCUGGAAAGGCAGCUGCCAGCUCUACAAGCAAGACGAGCAGCUACAAAUGGUAGACUUGGAUGUCUGCUGUUAGGUAGCAUUUAGGAGUCCCCGCGGCUCUAAUUCUCAGGACUCAGAGGGCAUUUGCUGCCCUGAGAGGGGGGGUGUAACAACGAACUGACCCUCUGAGGUUAAGCUGAGUUUGUUAACAGUUUGUGUGAAGCUCAGUGGAGGAGGGGAGGAGGGAACAGGCAACAGUUAGUGGGAGGUGGGAGGCCACAGUGGGGCUCCUGCACUGCUCAAGAAGGAGACGAAGCAGUCGCCGGGAAGUGGGGAAAGAGGAGGAGAUGGCCACGGGAGAAAUCACAACACUUCCCUCCACACCUGAAGACGGCGGCAGCGGCGGCUUUCCUCCCGGGAGCUUCAAGGAGCCCAAAAGGCUGUACUGUAAAAACGGGGGCUUCUUCUUGAGGAUAAAGUCUGACGGGGGAGUGGAUGGAAUCCGUGAGAAGAAUGACCCCCACAUAAAGCUUCAACUUCAGGCGACCUCAGUCGGGGAGGUGGUCAUCAAAGGAGUUUGUGCUAACCGCUAUCUGGCCAUGAACAGAGACGGACGACUGUUUGGAGCAAGACGAGCAACGGAUGAAUGCCACUUCUUGGAGCGGCUCGAAAGCAACAACUACAACACCUACCGCUCCAGGAAGUACCCAAACAUGUACGUGGCACUGAAGCGGACUGGCCAGUACAAGUCUGGAAGCAAAACUGGACCUGGUCAAAAGGCCAUUCUUUUUCUUCCGAUGUCUGCCAAGUGCUAAUCUGGGGUAUGGUUUAGAAAUAUUAACGUCUUAAUGGCAGGAACAAAGAAGAAGAUGUGACGGCAAUGAAGACAAAGUGUUCCAUCAACAUUGCCCAAAAUAGCUGUGAUGCUUUCUGACUGUUAUAUCCUGAGAGUUGUUUUUUUUAUCCUGAACAUGUCUGCUCUUAUUCAGCUUCACAUUGGCACACACCGACACUUAGCUGCUUCCUAGUAAAACCAGGCUUUUACUGUUAACCAACUGCUACACUAGUUCAACUGGGGCUGGGUGCCUGGCUCAAGUGCUCCCCUACAGUUGGCUGCACAGCAUUAUUGGUUCAUUUCACUUCUACAAUCUUCUGUCCCUGGCUGAGGGAUUCUAAGCAGCAACCAUUCGAUUACAAGUCUUUUUCCUACCGCACUGCUUUUGACUUUUGAGUCUGCACGCUGCGAUUAUCUGCACGAUAUAUGACAUAUGUGGGAAUAUUCUUAAACAUGUUUCCUGAAGGAAAUGCAUGCGGAUCCUGCAUUAUUGUGACCUGAAGGGAGGAACAGGGACUGAACUUAAUAACCGAAUUCAAUAUGUUCUGUUCGUGUGAGACACAAGUUUGUUUGAAAAAUCAAAGAUAAGCACACUAAAUUCAAAACCAAAGCACAAGAUAAGCACACACUUCUACUCAGUAUUUUGACAAAAUGAUUUUUGAAUUUGAUUUUGAAUCCAACAGCAGAAAGGCAGGUUAAAACAAAGACUUAUUUAGGCUAAUUUAGCAAAGCGGUCGA